GCGGAUCAUUUCUGCCUCCAACCGAUUGCCGACGGAGAAUUAGAAAGUUCGAUCAUGGAAUCAUCCCGCUCGACGGGCGUCGCCGCCUUCUUCUUUUACUCUCUACUUUUUCUCAGGAUACGAGCGACAGCGUCCGUACACUCGGAAGGUCUAACUAGGGAGGCAUUUGCAAACGGAGACAUCGCCGCCGCGGCUGGCCAGUUCGCCGAGAUCGAUUCCUCGGUGGAGGAGCGGAUGGGGGAAGAAGGGGUCUGUUCGAAAGAGGACAUAUUGCUGUACCAGGGGGCGACGGCGCCGCUGCCUAACGGGAUACCGACGUACACGGUGCAGAUCCUGAACACGUGCGACGUCGGCGGGUGCGGCGUGGGCGACAUCCACGUGCGGUGCGGUUGGUUCAGCUCCGCCCGCCUCAUCAACCCCCGCGUCUUCCGGAGGCUUCGCUUCGACGACUGCCUCGUCAAUGACGGCACCGCCAUUGCGCCCGGCGGCUCCGUCUCCUUCCAGUACGCGAACUCCUAUCCCUACCCGCUCUCGGUUGCCUCUGGCGCCUGCGGAUGACCAACGGCCUGAACCGGCGGUCCCGUUGAUGCGUGCUUGAUAGGUAACCACGUGUACUUGUGGCAUGCAUCAUGCGUGCGUUGUAGACGUCUAAUUACUAAUACUAAUAAUUAAGUGUAUGAAAUUUCUGAAA
Molecule: messenger RNA, 691 nt
Organism: Zingiber officinale
Lineage: Eukaryota; Viridiplantae; Streptophyta; Magnoliopsida; Zingiberales; Zingiberaceae
Product: TPD1 protein homolog 1-like
Exons: 3
Coding region: 55-558 (167 amino acids)
Biological process (GO): cell fate determination
Source: RefSeq, a predicted model, not a curated record